CUGUCGUCAGCGGAGCCGGGGGACGGGAGGGAGGGGCGAGCUGAGCGCGGCUCGGCCCGGCCCGGCUAAUGCCGUCCCUCAGCUCUGGGAGUGCAGCCUGACGGCGGCCGGGCUGAGCCGAGCCCGACGACUCGGAUGCGGCGGAGUGAGGAGGAACCCAAUGGACGUUAUGGAAAGCCCACUGAACCUGGCUCACCAGCAAAGCAGAAAGGCGGAGCGUAUGCUAGCAGCAGGAAAAUAUGCCGAAGCAAUUGAUUGUCAUGGGAAGGCUGCAGAACAUCUUGGAGAAGCUAUGAAGCUAACACGUUCAGAACAGGCUUUAUUGUCAUUGGAACUACAGAGAGACAGUCAUAUCAAACAUCAGCUUUUAAUUCACGAGAGGUGGAAGAGAGCUAAGAGGGAAGAAAAGCUGAGGGCUCAGUUAUACCCAGCAGCAACAGACAGGGAGGCUGAUCUGCAGUUGUCUACAAAACUCUCCUCUGAAUCCGAUGGUCUGAAGGCACUUUCUGCGAGUGUAGAAAUAGGUAGCCUUAACAAGGAGGAGUAUCUGCGACGGAUUCAGAAUUCCUGCGAUCGGGAACCAGACACUCUUCUGUUUCUGUUAGAAAAAAAGCAUGUCGCUUCAAAAACCUGUGCAGUGAGCAAAACUCCUAAAGAUGACAAAACAAGGAUUGAGGAGCAAGAGGUGAAAAUCUCUGAGUUGAAGAGACUUGUUGACCUCCUUCUGGCUGAGAACGAGAGGUUAAAGAAGGAGAAUAAGCAGCUGAAGACGGAGAUUGCGAGGCUCAGGAAGUCCCCAUUGGAGAAGGAAUUGGAUGUGGAGUCUGACUUUGUACAGUCGGAGUUAUGGUGCUUGAGUCAACCGUCCACUGAUGUCACCAAUGCUGGGAAAGCAAAAGACAUUCCAAUACCCAACCUUCCUCCUUUGGAAAUGCCAGCUCAGGACAUUUCACUGGUUGAUCUCCCCCUUUUAGAACUUCCUGAGGAGGUGGUGUGUAACCUGAAAGAACUAUUGGACAACCAAAAGGAAACCUCAAAAGACACACUAUAGGGAGUAUACUUGCAAAAAAAAAGUUAACAAAUUAAAGGUACAGUGCCUCAGAAUAGCAGUCAAUGUUCCUGUUGUGUGUACAACACGAGUGCCAGAUGAUCAGAUGUAUGAUCUUUAUGACUUUCUCAUGCAGGUGGACUGGGGCACUGUUUACAGCUGGGUACUCAGUUUCAUGAAUCAGCCUGUGCCACUCAGUGAACUCUUAAUGUGAUGUGUAUUUCAAAGCCAAUCAGGAACGUUACACGUAUUUCUACUGUAUAAUGAGGGAACCAAAUCAACAACUUCUCAAUGAUCAGUUUACAUUACAAUAAUUGGGGUGCAUCAUUGUAUACCUUUUUUAUUGUAGUCUUUCAAUCUAAACAAAUUAGUCUGUGUGAUAUAAAUUGUCUAAAGAUGAACUGUAACUUUUUUGUUGCUGCAUGAAUGAAUAAAAUAGUAUCAGUAUUUGAUUUGCAGAUCAGAUAAUUAAAUAAAAAUACUAUCCUUGCAAUUUGA
Hypanus sabinus (Atlantic stingray) is the source of this 1546-nucleotide messenger RNA. RefSeq names its product nuclear receptor binding factor 2b (gene nrbf2b). The record is from RefSeq and is a predicted model, not a curated record. Bases 161 to 1051 code for a protein of 296 amino acids. NCBI's taxonomy places the organism in Eukaryota, Metazoa, Chordata, Chondrichthyes, Myliobatiformes, Dasyatidae. The transcript has 4 exons. Gene Ontology annotation, biological process: autophagy.